This is a messenger RNA of Meloidogyne enterolobii, 1944 nucleotides long. The record is from the annotation of a GenBank genome assembly. Lineage: Eukaryota; Metazoa; Nematoda; Chromadorea; Rhabditida; Meloidogynidae.
AUGCCUAGUUUAUAUUGUCCUGUUAUGGCAACUUGUGAGAAGACUGAAAUUAAAUUAGCUGGUACUCUUUCGCUAGAAUCGGUUAAUGGAGGUUUUGUUCAAAUUCAUGAGCCAUCUUCGCAUACUGGACCUCGACCUAUUGCUUUGCGUGUUCUUUCUUUUCAACAACGUUUUGGAUUGAAUUCAAGCAGUUCUCGAAAUUUGACUCUUUCGCCUUAUUUGGUUAUUCAUUGUCAUGGUGGUGGUUAUGUUGCUACUUCAUCUAAAUCACAUGAGACUUAUCUUCGAUAUUGGGCCAAAUCUUUGGAAUGCCCACUUAUUUCUAUUGACUACUCGUUGGCACCUGAAAAUCCCUUUCCUCGCCCAACAGAGGAGGUUCUUUAUGCUUAUGCUUGGAUUCUUAUAAAUCACGAGAAAUUUGGUUGGACUGGUGAAAAAGUUUGUCUUGUUGGCGAUUCUGCUGGAGGAAAUUUGAUUGUGUCUGUUUCAUUGAAGCUUGUCGAAUUGGGUGUUAAAAGACUUCCUGACGGACUUGUUCCCAUCUAUACUCCUUUUUUGUUUCAGUAUUUGCCGUCCCCUUCUCGUGUUCUUAGCUUUAUGGACCCUCUUUUGCAUAUGGGUGUAGUAAUUCGUUGUGCAGCAGCUUACUCUGGUACUUAUACUGAUGAGGAGUUGGAUAAGGACGCUUCUUUUAAAGAGAGUCCGAAUGUUCCAGCAAAUAAUGGACAUAGAUCGUUGCAGGAUUAUGUUGACCAGGUGCAGCGAGCGCAGAAUGAAAGUCUCUUGGAUUUCACGCAAGGCUCGCAAUCUAUUGUUUCAUUAAUCAAUUUGUCGUUAUUCAACAAAUCUGUCCCUGAGCAACCUAAUUUUGAUUCUCCACCCAAAGAAGACGAUAAACGAUUAGACAAAACUGUGGGAUUUGUAAUGCCAACAGAAAAUGUUGGAGGAGGAGGAGAGUCUCAAGAUGAAGGGGAUAACAGGCCAAAUGCUGAAGAUGAUGAAGAAGAUUCUGCAAUGCAAUCGGUUAGAGUAGAUGCUGAUCCGGCACAUAUUUUUCUUUCGACAACAAAUUUUGACCAAUGCUUGAUUGACUAUUUACAAAUACAUCCAAUUACUAAAAGUUCAAUAAAUACUUUUACUGAUCAAGCAUCUACUGACUCAAAAGUAUUUGGUGAUGAAUCAGAAGAAACUGAGGUUUUUACUGCAGCUGAACGUUCCAAUGAUAAAUUGCUGACCCCAACAUCAAUUCUUGCUCCAGAUAUUACUCAACAACAAUCAACUCCGUCGAGUACAGCGUCAAGCACUUCUUUCUUUCGAAAUAUUUUACAUUCUAAUACAAGCAAUAAAGAUGACAGUCAAGGACGUUUGAGUUAUUUUAGUCCUGGUUCAAGCUUAGGAUGUACUCCAUUGCAUAGCAAGAAGCGACUUUCAAGAAACAAAUCCCGUUCACUCAGUCAAAGUCUAGCAGACACCGCUGCCCUUGCUGCAGGGCAUGCAACCGACAAAAUAACUGAAUGGCUUGAUACACCAAUGGAACCAUUAGGAAGCGUUGACAAAAAGAAGCUUACACGUGCUGCAACAAUGUCUCCAAUGAGUGCAGCGAAAGUCCAACAAAAAGAAGCAGUCCAUCAUCAUUCUCAUUUUACUGAAUUGUUAAAACUUAAACUUCCACGUGAACAUUUAAUGUCGCCUAUGUAUACACCAGCUGAAACUCUUGCUAAAUUACCUCCAAUCCGUUUUGUGGCUUGCCAUCUUGACCCAUUACUUGACGAUACUAUAAUGUUUGCAAAAAAGGUCCGAGACUCUGGAGGGAAGGUACAUAGCGUAGAUUUGCUUGAUUCUUUGCCUCAUGGAUUUCUCAAUUUUUCGCCAAUGUCCUCUGACUGUCAAAAUGGAGCAAAUAUUUGUUUGGAACGAAUUAAACAAACUCUUGGGAUGCCUUAA